Molecule: messenger RNA, 6427 nt
Organism: Seriola aureovittata
Lineage: Eukaryota; Metazoa; Chordata; Actinopteri; Carangiformes; Carangidae
Product: axin-1-like
Exons: 13
Coding region: 580-3246 (888 amino acids)
Biological process (GO): negative regulation of canonical Wnt signaling pathway
Source: RefSeq, a predicted model, not a curated record
AAGCUAUUAAUCCAUUACCAAAGUAGUUGCUGAUUAUUUUUCUGACGACUGAUCGAUUAAUCGACUAAAUGUUUCAGCUUUAAAUGUACAUGCGAAGUGAAUACAUACAUUUUGCUCAUAAUAUUCAUGCACUUUUAUGAAAGUACAUUUUGAAUGCAGUUCUGUCCGUACAUUGUGGUAUUGCUAAUUUAACUUAAGUAAAAAAAAAAAAAAAAAAAUCAAAAUACUUCUUUCACUAUUCCUAAGCUAAGUUAGUGACACUGUGUGUAGCUUCUAUCCAUUGGGGAUCUAUAAACGUGCUACACACCGCACAGCGUCGGCGCGCACGCACGUAUUCUCUCGCUCCGUAUUAUUGAAACCAGCCACCAUGGGGAGUUAAGGGCAAGACGACGGGUUAUUUUCGUUAAUAUUUAAUAUUAGAAAGCUAUCCAUAUGCUGCGUUUUGGAGCUAACAGUUCGUGCCAGUAUCCCCAAUGCAGCGGAUUACGGGGAACGGGCUUUCAGAGACGGGUGAAUCGUUUGCCAGCAGAAUCAUUGCUCGAGGCGAAGAUCUGACCGCUGCCUUGUGCAAUCAAAGACAUGAGUGUUGUCAGAGAAUUACAUGGGAUUGGGUACAGGGGUGGUGGUGGGGUUGUGGCCUCUCUGAGCGGCCCUACCCACUUCACUGAGGAUGCCCCGCGACCCCCGGUUCCUGGUGAGGAGGGGUCUGAUGUGGACCCCCCAGUCCAGUCAACGAACACCCGUCCAAACACCCUUUCCCAAACCCUCGGCUAUCCCCUGUCAUCCUCACUAUCUAAAAUGGGGGAUCCAUCAAGUUACACACCCUCCUCAUCGUCUGCGACUCCGCGUCGCCCUGAUCUGGACUUGGGGUAUGAACCUGAGGGCUCGGCUUCACCAACUCCACCUUACCUGAAGUGGGCUGAGUCACUUCACUCUCUCCUAGACGACCAGGAAGGAAUCCAGCUGUUCCGAAACUUCCUGUGCCAGGAAGGGUGUGCAGACCUUCUGGACUUCUGGUUUGCCUGCUCGGGGUUCAGGAAGACGAGCCAAGAGAAGAGGGCAAAGCUGGCCAAGGCCAUCUACAGGAAGUACAUUGUAGACGGAAGUGGGAUUGUCUCCAGGCAGAUCAAAGCAGCCACCAAGAGCUUCAUCAGAGACUGUGUGGGAAGGCCACAUCCAGACCCUGCAAUGUUUGAACAGGCCCAGACAGAGAUCCAGGCCAUGAUGGAGGAGAACACAUACCCUUUGUUCCUUAAGUCAGACCUGUACCUGGAGUACACACGGACAGGAGGAGAGAGCCCCAAACCUAACCCCAGUGAUCAGAGUCCUUCAUCGGGGCCAGCCAAGCCUGUGCCUGGGUACUUACCCACACUCGCUGAGGAUGAGGAGUGGAGGUGUGGGGGAGGAGGAGUGAGGGAGGUGGAGGAAGAAAAAGAUGUGGAGGAGUGUGGAGACACACCAGCUGGUAGGCUGACUCACAGCCUGCUGAUGCAGACAGCACCGCAGAGAGCCACGUCCAGCAGGAGGAGGCAGGACAGCAGGGAGUACAGACCAUGGAGGGAGCCGGUCAACCCAUACUACGCGAACAUGGGAUAUGCUCGCGCUCCAGCCACCAGUGCCAAUGACAGUGAGCAGCAGAGCAUGUCGAGUGAUGCAGACACACUGUCGCUGACCGACAGCAGUGUAGAUGGUAUUCCUCCAUACAGAUAUCGGAAGCAGCAUCGUAAAGAGAUGCAUGAAAGUGCCAAAGCCAAUGGACGUGUGCCCCUACCUCAUAUACCUCGCACGUACCGCAUGCCAAAGGACAUCCACGUAGAGCCUGAGAGGUUUGCAGCAGAGCUCAUCAGCAGGCUGGAGACGGUUCUCAGAGAGAGAGAGGCUCAGGAAAGACUCGAAGAGAGGCUGAAGAGAGUACGACUGGAAGAAGAGGGGGACGAUGCUGACAUCUCCAUGACAACCUCCAUGUCUUCUCAUAGCAUACCACUCCCCCUCCCCUCAUCGUUUCCACCUCUCUAUGGCGCCCGUUAUUCAGAGACCACUGCUAACACGGCAACAGUGACCACUUAUGGCGGCCUGGUUGCCAUGGAGGAUUCCCACGACGAUGACCCAGAAUCUAUCUUGGAUGAACAUGUAUCGCGUGUGAUGAAAACGCCGGGCUGCCAGUCGCCAGGGGCCACCAACAGCACCUUAGGAGGAGGAGGAGGGGGUCGACACACUCCUCCCAAAUCGUCACGCUCACCUGACGGGGGGAUCGGACCGCCCCAUUACCCGCCACACCGAGGGGGAGGUCACAGUCUGCCUGCUGCUGGGGUCAAAGGUAUCCAUCACCACAAGCAGCUGUACCACCACAGAGGACGAGAGGGACAGGAGGAGGCGGGCUCUAGGUCUCAGCCCAACUUCCUGUGGAACGGAGACCCGGCCGGCCAGUACGCAGGGAGAAGUCGUAACUAUGCUGAUGGGGCUGGAGCCAGCACGAUUGAGGGGAUGGGUUACAGCAAAGGCAGCACGCUAUCACGCCGAGGUUGCAAGAAGACUGCGGAGACAUCAGGCAAAGGUGAGGAGAGUGGGCGUGGUCUGGAGACCCAGGUGCCAAUGGAGGAUCUGGAGAGAAACCAGAAGAUCCUGCAGUGGAUGAUGGAAGGAGAUAGACAAAGGAAAAGCUCCCAUGGCGGCAGCACCAGUAGCUCCAGGAGGACGGGAACCAGCAGCGAGUCACCGCGUCCAACUUCAGUGGAGCGGCCUGGAGCUGUGCAUCCUUGGGUCUCUGCCCAGCUGCGUAACAACCCCUCUUCGGUGUCCGCCGCCAUCCCCGGCUCAUCGUCCGCCCAGGUCCAACCCUCGCACCCUUUCAUCCAGGACCCAGCUAUGCCCCCCAACCCGGCUCCCAACCCCCUCACCCAGCUGGAGGAGGCUAGGAGGAGGCUGGAGGAGGAGAGGAGGAGGAAUGCACUACAGCAGGCCAAGCAGAGGCAUAAGUCUGGAAAGCGCCAAGUGUGUGAGAACAUGACGGUCGCUUACUACUUUUGUGGAGAGCCAAUCCCAUACAGAACAUCAGUCAAAGGCCGUGUGGUGACUUUGGGCCAGUUCAAGGAGCUGCUUACCAAAAAGGGCCACUACAGGUUCUACUUCAAGAAGGUGAGCGAUGAGUUUGACUGUGGUGUGGUGUUUGAGGAAGUUCGCGACGAUGACGCCAUCUUGCCUAUCUUCGAGGAGAAGAUCAUCGGGAAGGUGGAGAAGGUUGACUGAAAUUUGGGAACAGGAAGACGAAACAGAUUUGCAAACAAAAGAGUUACAUCAUUUGGAAAAGAGGAGAUUGGAAGAGAACAUUGGGGUUGGAUGGAAAUUCAGCUAAGGAAAUGAAAGAAAGAAAGUAGAAAGAUGGAAGGAGCGACGUGUGACAGAGGGGAGAUUGCGCUGCAUGGUAGAAGCUCAAGUAUUAAGGAGGUGGUUAUUUUUUAUGGAAUAUCUGGAUAUCUGCAUCAGCGCCUGGAUCAAACCCACAUCAAGCGAAGAAGCUUGGCCAGAUGAAACAGGAGCGGAGGAAAGGAACAUAAAUUAUUUCACCUGUCUUGUCUCCACUGUGGAUAUUCAAGGAGGGCUGUUAAAAUCUGAUGUCUGACCAGUCUUCCACUUCCACUGCGAUGGAUGGAAAAGGGUGAGGGGACUGCUGGUAGGAGAGAGGAUAAAGUAGUCUUCCACUUCUGCUUUGGAGGCGUCUGUCCUCCGCAGACCAUUACGAUGCUGCUACAUUACCACGGAAACUCUUCAAUCGGUGCUCGGGACAGUAAAGAACGCAGUUUUGUUCCAUUCGGGAGUCUCGCUGCCUUUUGCUGUCUCUGUUCCUCAUCAGCUGGUGACAAGGGGAGAGGACAGAGGAUUUUUGGGGAGUGGAACUUUUUCGCCUGCUUCUCCUCUCACUGACUUCAUAGCCUCAAUACAGAGAAACUUUCUCACCCUUGAUUCCUAGAUGUCAUGUAGUGAUCUCUCACAUCAACAUGUUCAGACAACAGUUCUCUACAUAACUUGUUUACCAAAGCUACAUAUUUUUGAUAAGACAAGUAUCCUAGCUACUUGUUUUCAUUUUAUUUGAAUUGUGUAUGUACAAGGCAGGUACUAUUACUUACUAAUGCAGCCUAAUUUCGUCAUAUCUCAACUUAAUUUUGUAUUAUUGUGUAUGUUUUGAAGCUAGCUCAUUAGUCAUGUCAGGGCAGCCGUUCUCUUUGUUUCUUUCCUCUGAACCACAUCCAUGCACCUCAGUUCUGUACUGUUUACCUUUUGAGUGUGCAGUUCUGUUCUCCUGCGCGAUAGAUUUUGAACAUAGGAUAACUUCUUCUUUUUUUUUUUUUUUCCAUCCUCAAAAAUCCUCAUGAAACAGGGGAGUGCACACUAAAGGUGCGCCGUCUUUGACCACAGUAUCUGUUGUUUUCAAACAGGUCACACUGUCCUGUCAUGUAUCUUCUAACUUUAAUGCUAUAUCGAGAGCCUGUGUACAUAACUCCGAGCUCAGUCUAGGUGCCUGCCUGCCUGGCCAGUGCCAUUACUAUCUAGAAUGCUUAUUCUGAAGCGCGUUGGUGAGUGUGAAAGCCCAUGUCGGUCUUUGUAUGUCUGAACUCAGCCAAAGAGCAUAUCGUACGUCCCGUAUGCCUACAUGCAUGUGUCUGUGCAGUCCAAGUCUACUAGUAUCAAAUGUGCUUUUUUCAUCAUGAGCAGAAGGGAAUCUCCUCUUCCUCUUGCAGAUUCCCACACCUCAAACAUCGUAGCUUAACUUUGAGUUUAAAAUCUGGAGCUUAUUUUAAAGGAAUAGUUUGACCAUUUGAGAAAUGCGCUUAUUUGUUUCCUUGCUGAGAGUUGGGUGAGAAAAUAGAUACUUCUUUCAUGUCUGUACGGCAGAUAUGAAGCCUACAGCAAGCAGUUGGUUUGUUUAACGUUUGUACGGGUUAAACAAACUAGGGCUGCAACUACUGAUUAUUUUUAUCAUUUAUUUAAUCUGCCUAUUAUUUUCUUAACUAAUCAGUCUAUAAAAUGUUACCCCAGCACACUCUCCUAAAGUUUGAGACCAUAUCUAUAAAUUGCUGACCAACAUUUUAAAAAUGAAAAAUAUUUGGUUUUUUAUCACUUAAGAGAAAAGAAGCAGCAAAUUCUCACAAUUAAUUAAUAAUCUGAUACUAGAGAGUGUUGGGUAUUGAUUGAUUCAGGUCUAAAACUAACUAGAUGAUACAUUUUAAUUGAGUUUUAAAAGUGCAGGUAGGUGUUACCUUUGAAUAGAGCUGGGUUUCCCUCUGUUUGUAGUCUUUAUGCUAAACUAAGCUAAGCUAACUGGCUGUUGGCUGCAGUUUCUUAUCUAAUGUACACACAUGGGAUUGGUAUUGGAUCUUCUCAUUUAACUCUCCAUAAAGAAAGCAAAAAAGAUAAUUUCCAAAGAUGUCGAACUCUUCUAUCAUGCUUUUAACAUCACUGGAGUACAGCAAUGAGGCCUCAGUGCCAGAGUAUCAUAAAAUCAUGAAUAUGAAACACAGUGUACACUGCACUGAUGACACACCAGCUAUGUAAGCUGAAUGUAAUCUGACUUUUUAAAUCUUCUACCCGCUAUAUCCUCAAAGGAAACCCCUUCAUUUGUCAUGUCAUUAUGCCAGAGUCUACCUUCAGUGCUGAUCUCCAACACUUGGUCUGACUGUGUGUUUUGUGUUUUCUAUGCUGGUAGUUAACUGAAUGUGUUCAUCAAACAAAGGCGUCCGAGAGAAGGUCUUGCAGGAAUGUUGAGUACAAUUUGUCCUGGGUUUCCGCCCAGUAAGGGAAACAUAGGAUCAUAAAACAUUUGUCCUUACUUCAACACAUUUUGCCUUCAAUAUAAAAUUUUAAAUUUAGAUAUGUAUUUGUUUAUAAAAAAAAAAAUGUAAUUUUAAUAAUCACCAAGCAUGUUCUUUAUAAGGAAUGUUUUCCUGACGAGUUGAAUUAUCUAUUUUGUUUUAAUGUCUAUGUGUAAAAUGCUAUGGCCCUCUGAUAUAUUUUACCUGUUUUGCUGGAACGCCCAGGGACAGUUAAAAUGACAACAUUUGUUAAAGAGUUGUUUCUUGUGAUUAUGAUUUGAUGGACAAAACAAACAAGCGCGUCUGUUGUGGUGUCGAUUUGUGUGAAACACAGUGCCUUUAUCAUGUUAUCUUUCAGAAUAUGUUUAUUGAACCAAUCCAUGCUUUUUUAUUUUCAGUCAGUCCCGUUGUAUUUUUAGCUGCAGUCAUGCUUGCUCACUUCUGUUCUGAUAGACUCUCUGCUGUAAAUAUGUACAUUACCAUUUCAUACGUCUUCAGACCUGCACCACAUGUCCAUGGUGUUUCUGUUUUUCAAAGGUAAACGCCAAGAUGUCACUGUGCUGGUUCCACUUGUACAUUUCUUUUAAAAAGGUACUUCAUAAUAAAGAUGUUGAAUAAAC